AAGCAUAACAAGCAAGCAGACAGCGAACGUCAAACAGGGGGUAUAAGAAGCUAUAUAUUCCUGUUGGGAUGUGUCUGCUUCAAAUCGAACAUUUGCGCUUCUCCGUUGAUAUCCCGCUGUCGGUUCCCCAACCAAAAGUCCUAAGGCGUUCCUGGCGCCUAUAAUCCUAUAACAAGCCCUGGAGCGCGUCACAUACUCGAUUAACUUUGCGCCGUACUCUCAAUCUCCUUCCGUGUUUUCAUCCUUCUUGAUACCCUUACCCAGCGCGUUCUCUCAGCAUACAGCAAUAUGAGCGAAACCAUACUCAUCCUGGGCGGUUCCUUUGCGGGCAUAAGCGCAGCGCAUUAUGCUCUCAAGCACGUUAUCCCACAGCUACCCAAGAAAGAAGGCGUUACGUACAAUGUUACGAUUGUCAAUCCGUCCAAAGACCUCUAUUGGAGAAUUGCGGCACCGAGAGCGUGCGUCUCGAAGCAGCUGAUGCCCGCAGACAAGAUCUUCUACCCAAUUGAGCCGGCAUUUACUUAUGCUUCCUCAACAUUCAAGUUCGUACAAGGUUCGGCGACGCAUGUUGAUUCUGCUGGUCAGACGGUAUCUGUUACGACUGUGGGAGGGGAGCAGCAAUCAAUUCCCUACUCUGCGCUUGUUGUUGCUACCGGUUUUACAACGCCUAGCCCGCUAUUUACGCAAACGACUAACGCUGCUGCGCUUGAGUCGACCUACGAUGUCUUUCAGCAGAGCCUGAAAAACGCCAAGACGGUUGUCGUUGGAGGUGGAGGGCCAGUCGGCGUUGAGACCGCGGGUGAAGUCGCUGAGAUCCUGAAUGGCAAGCCAGGCUUCAUGGCUUCUGCGCCUAAGAAUCCGAAAGCGAAGGUCACACUCAUAUGCGGCGACAAGAAGCUACUGCCCGUUCUCCGCGAAUCGAUCGCCAAGACAGCACAACAGUUCCUACAGCGACUUGGAUGCGAUGUCACCUACAACACCAAAGUCGUCUCAGCGACCAAAGUAGGAGAUCAAGAAGGAGCAAAGACAAGAGUCGAGCUUUCGAACGGCGAAACCAUCGAAGCGGACAUCUACAUCGAUGCGACCGGUACGCGACCGAACACCAGCUUUCUUCCCAAAGAAUGGCUCGACAAUCGCAACCGCCUCGCCUGUAACCCCCAAACCCUCCGUGUUGAGCACUCGUCUGCCUCCCGCAUCUACACCGUUGGCGACGUAGGCUCCUACACUCGCGGCGGUGUGAUUGAUAUCUACAGCGCUGUCCCCGUCGCAAUGACGAACCUCAAGAACGACCUGAUCGCCCACAUUACUGGAGAAGCACACAAAGGAGACAGACACCACACCCCGGAUCUGAAGGAGCAGCAGAUUUGCCCGAUUGGGACGCAGAAGGGUGUCGGCGCGUUUGCGGGGUACAGAGUGCCGAGCCAGAUGGUGUGGCUUAUUAAAGGAAGAGACUAUUUGAUCGCAAAUUUGGCGGAGGGGAUUAUGAGGGGCGACCAGUUCAAGAAGGAGGGCAAGUGGACUCCGAUUCAACAAGCUGGAAAGGCUGGGCUGAGUUCAGGUUAAGGCGGAGACUCGUGUUGUGGAGGAAUAGCCCGUGAGAGUAAUGGACGUGUAGCUAUAAUUCUAAUAUAAUUCUUUUAAUUCGAAUCCUCAAUAUUUGG
Messenger RNA from Cucurbitaria berberidis CBS 394.84, 1661 nucleotides. Its product is annotated as FAD/NAD(P)-binding domain-containing protein. The coding region runs from base 289 to 1563 and encodes 424 amino acids. The transcript has a single exon. Gene Ontology annotation, cellular component: cytoplasm. Gene Ontology annotation, molecular function: electron-transferring-flavoprotein dehydrogenase activity; flavin adenine dinucleotide binding. NCBI's taxonomy places the organism in Eukaryota, Fungi, Ascomycota, Dothideomycetes, Pleosporales, Cucurbitariaceae. The record is from RefSeq and is a predicted model, not a curated record.